AUGGGUUCAUGCUGACCUAUUGGAAAAGCUAAGAAUGAUCAUCAUGAUGAUCUAAGAGAUAGAGAUCGCAGUGGCUCAGACAGCAAACAUCAGGGGAAUGAAGAGAUAUCACUAGAAGGGAAUAUCGAGGGUGGAAGAAAUUGUAAUAGAGGAUAUGGCAAUAGAAGUAAGAAGUAUAAGCACUUAUCUAAAAAUCAAGCAGACAACAAUGGUACUCCAACAAAUCCACAAAAAGACGAAAUCAUAGUCAAAAAUUCCAAAAGAGAUCCUGGAUCUUCUAAAAACUCCCCAAAAAAUGCUUCUCCCGACUCAAAAAUAUCUCCUUCAAAUCAACAAGUUUCCAACUCCCCCCAAAAAGUACCCACCCCCUCUCUAGAACCUAACGUCCUUGACCAAGAAGGUCCUCCUUCUAAACCUCCAGCAGAUAAUUCCACACCAGCUCCUGAUGCUUCAGUCCAAGCCGAUCCUAGAUAUUCCGAAGUUAAAUCCUCUAAAUCGGAUGGAGCGAUUCUUGGGCAGGAAGGUUCACAAUCUUUUUCAGAAGAAUCUAGUUUUGGUAAUGCUUCAGGGCUAGAGAAUAGCCCAUAUGGUUCACUCAUUAGUGCCAAAGGAGUCAUUAAUCCUUCGAAUGAUUGUUUCUUUAUAGUAGUCCUUCAGUGUCUGUUUGCAAUUGAAGAAUUAAAGAAAGACAUUUACUUCAAGAAUAAAGGAGAAAUCACAAAUGGAUUGAAGAAAGUCCUCUCCCAGUUUAAAGAUGAGAAUCCAGUUGAUGCUAGCGAGGUCAGACUUCUGUUUAAUCAGGAAUUUGAAAGCCACCAGCAGCAUGAUGCUAACCAAAUUAUGAUGGAGAUGUUUCAGAAGAUAAAAGCAGAAAUUAAACCAAGUAGCCUUAGAAUUCCGAAAAAUAAAGACUUUGAAGAGUGGAAUGAAUUCCAGAAGUGUAAUAGCACUGUUAUUGAUAGACUAUUUGCAGGCAUGACCUGAAAAGUAUUUGCUUGAAAGAAAUGAGACCAUGAAAUCAAAGUCUUUGAAGAAUUCUACAACAUUCCAUUAGAAUGAAGUGAGGAAAAUCCUUCAAUAGGGUAUGAAAGGCUUAAAGAAUGACUUGAUGAAAUUGAUGAAUCUGAUUUUCUUUGAGAAAAAUGUAAAGAAAUCCAAGUUUGUUCCAUCAAAACAGAAAUCAUCCAAUAUCCAAGAUAUUUAAUACUAGUCUUGCAAAGAUUAUGUCCUUUCACACAACAGAAGAUCAAUGGUAAAAUCAAAUAUGAUAAAGACUUGAAAUUAGGAGGUUCAAACAAGAAGCAAGCCAUAAAAUACACUCUCAAUAAUGUGAUCAACCAUUAUGGCUCUAUCAAAUUCGGACAUUAUACAUGCUUAUGUAAAGGAAGAACAGGGUGGAAGGAGUUUAAUGAUGAACAAGUUACAUUACUCAAAGAAAGUAUGAUAGAAACACAAGAGGACGCAUAUAUCCUUAUUUAUAAAAAACAAAAAUAGACUGUUCAAUUGGA
Molecule: messenger RNA, 1508 nt
Organism: Moneuplotes crassus
Lineage: Eukaryota; Ciliophora; Spirotrichea; Euplotida; Euplotidae
Source: the annotation of a GenBank genome assembly